CGUUGUCAUCAUUAGGCAUUCCAUCUUUUCGACCUGGUUGUUCGUGAUCAUAAAUUCUAUCAUCAUCGGGCGAAGAGCAGCGAUCUGUCCGAGGGUCCAACAGGGAAAGGCAUCAUGGCUCUUGACAUCUACACCACACUAUCCAUCGUCACCACCAUCCUCAUCUUAUCGUGUCAUGGUCGUGAGCUCACCAAACGCCAGGCCGAGGAAGACGCCUCGGCAUCGACGACCACGGGUCCGAUCAAGUCCUUCAAGCGGUUCAACGUGACCGAGAACGAGGCCGAGAAAGAGGAACUACCGUCCGGCUUCGGCGACUACAACUUCGCCGGAUACGAAAACGACGAUAUCGUGGAAAGACACAACUUGCUUCGACGACGACCAGCGGCAAGGAACGACUUUGAAAGGAACGAUCCCAAUGCGAUUACGUCUUCAGAUAUGGAGCACAUGACUUGGGAUGAGGAUCUGGCCUACAUGGCUAUGGGGUGGGCCAGGUACUGCAAUUUUGCUCACGGCCAACCCGAGAACGUCUCCCCAUACAGUACAAUAGGCCAGAACCUCUGGGCCUAUACAGGGAACUCGAGAACACCACUUUCUGGAGCCGAUGCGACACAGGACUGGUACGAUGAGGUGACUGAUUACAACUACCAACCUGGCUCCGGUGGUUCCUGCGGCCGAGUGUGCGGUCACUAUACACAGGUGGUAUGGGCCGCUACCAACAAGGUUGGUUGUGGACGGAUGUUCUGUCCCUCUCUUGGUAGCACGGGACUUAGAGACGCAUGGUAUGUCGUUUGCAACUAUGCCCCUGGAGGAAACUAUCAAGGUGUCCAACCAUAUGCUAUCGGAGAACCCUGUACUAGUUGUGCCAGCGGGUCGGGGCAAUGCUAUAAUGGGCAAUGCAGGUCAUGUGCAGAACAUAACGACGUUUGUGAGUGUUCCCUAGAUUCAUGUGAGAACUGCGGUGUUGUGGACCGAUCAACGUGUACCUGUAACUGCCCUGAUGGUUUCUUUGGAACUACCUGUCAAGAGCGAUGUGUGGAUACAUCCAGCCGGUGCUAUAAUACAUGGUGGCCCCAGUUCUGUGCCGAUUACCCGCAGGUUAGGGAGGGGUGCCCUCAGAUGUGCGGCAUAUGCAAUGCCGCAGACCCGGACUUCGUUUGCCGUCCCGGUCCAGAACCACCUGUUCAACCCCCGGUUCAACCUACCAGACCAGAAGUAUGCGACACGAAAUUCACAGCGGCCGCAUACAUCGGGGGAGUUCUUCACCUUUUCAGGAAUGACAGAGUUUGGCGAGUUCGAACCAACGGCGAGUUACUCUCACCGGUAGCUGGGGAUCUGGCCACUGAUUUCUUCUCAGGUCUGCCCAGCAAAGUCAGCGCCGCCUAUGAGCUCUCAUCGGGAGAAGCGGUCUUUGCCAGAGGGAAAAAGCUCUUCACGUACAGAGGCACUGAGCGAUCCGCACGGGAUGUCCUUCCCAAAGGCAUUCCUAAAGGACCCACAGGUGCUUUACACAUCACCUGGGAAAGGAAUACCUACUUCUUUAAAGGUUCAAAAGUGUACCUGUACAACGAAGCAACAGGGCUGGACAGCAGUUACCCUAGACCCAUCUCGGAGGUUUUCCCCGACGUCCCGACCAAACUAACUAAUGCAUUCUCAGAUGCGAGCGGUAACCAGUAUUUUGUCCGGUCAAAGAAGGUUUUCAAGAUCAGCUAUGGCCAGCAAUCUGUGGACAAUGGGUACCCCAAGUUCCUGACUGAGACCUUCAUUAACAUUUGCGCGCAGUAAACUUUACAUAAAAUAAAUAACAGUUCACAUCUUCAGUAACUUCAGAAACUGAUAAUUAUACAUGUAUAUAUUUUGUAAAGCUAUUGAUAUUUGUGACAAAGAAACUAACCAACAUCUAUUUAUAUCGUUAUGUUUAUCUAUUGUUAAUAUUUAGUAAAUAAUUCACAUGGACAAUUAGAAUGUUUAUUUAAGAAAAUGAUAUGAGAGUCAUUCAUAAUCAUUAACACGCUUAUCUCUUUUAUCGGAUUUGUUCCGAUAUAUUUCAACUCAGUACACAAAACUGAAUUUCUACGUGUAUAGUGGUAAAUAUUUGUCAUUUAUAAUUUUACAUGAAGACUGCUAAAUUAUGCAAUUUAAGGAAACGAAACGAAACGAAAAUCAAUAUCAUAUAUGAUUAUUAUUUUGUCAUCACCAUAACGUAUAUAUUUAAAAAAAAUUAUAUUUACGUUCUUUGUAAAUUAUGUGUGAGCCUUUAUUUUACAUGUGAUCGAAACAAAUAUCCAUGUUGAACGUACAUUGGACAAAUAAAUACAAUGAAUGAAUAAUAUAAAUUAUAUUUUAACAUUUUGCACAAAAGAUGUAUUCGUGCAACGUUAUGAUGAUAAGUACAAAACAUAAAAUAUGUUUUAUUGCAAUUAUACUUGACUCUAUCGCAUUGUUUCAUAAUUGUUGAUUACUAGAGAAUUAUAUGCAAAAAUGUAUGUCAUAAAACACAACUAAUGUAAAAUGUGAAGAGACGGACUAGGUAUGAAAUUAAAAUUGCCGGUAUUUAGGACAUUCACCAUCAAUCUGAAAAGUAUCACAGAAACUUUCGGUUAUUAAGAUAGGCUUUUUAAUUUUUUUCUUAUUAUAGUCAAUCUUGAGACAAAGUUGCAAAAAAAAACAUGCAUAAAGUUUAACAUAAUUGCAAAUCAGGUGUAACGUUUUUGUAAUAUAUACUUCCUGGUUAAAAUGAUAAACACUUAUUAUUUAGCCAGUACAUAUGAUAUAUAUAUAUAUAUGAAAUAUAUAACAAGGAAUAAUCUUAAAUUUGACAUGUCUUGUUGACAUUAUAAUAUUCAAAUAACAAUUCAUUUAAUUGAUGAGUGGCUUGUUAACCAACACAGUUAAAACUAUAAUUGAAAUACGGAUAAUGUAUUAAAGUUUUCAUUCAUAUCUGUUAUAUUACAGCAAAUGUUGUGUAUGAUAUGUAUUUAGAGUCACCUUUUUUUAAUAAAAAGGGGGAUAUAGAUUGAAUCGCUCAUAAUGCUAUGUGAUCCAUAAGAGACAGCAUGUGUUAUAGGAUGCAGCUGAAAUGGAUUACCCGUGUACUUGUCUCAAACUAUAUCACGUUUCUUUGUUGUUUUGAACAGUUAAGGUUUCACAUGAACGAUAAUUGUUAUUAAAAAUGCAUGUAAUAAAGACCACGAGGAAGUACAAGGAAUAAUA
Messenger RNA from Strongylocentrotus purpuratus (purple sea urchin), 3210 nucleotides. RefSeq lists its product as uncharacterized. The record is from RefSeq and is a predicted model, not a curated record. Bases 115 to 1782 code for a protein of 555 amino acids. NCBI's taxonomy places the organism in Eukaryota, Metazoa, Echinodermata, Echinoidea, Camarodonta, Strongylocentrotidae. Gene Ontology annotation, cellular component: extracellular region. The transcript is spliced from 13 exons.